AUGGAUUCCUCCGCCGAUGGCCGCACCAAGGCCUAUAAGUUUGUCGCCUAUGCGGCCGUCUCGUUCUCCAUUGUUGCUGUUAUGUCGGUGGUUUUAACAUUGCCAAUGGUUUACAAUUAUGUUUCCCAUGUUAGGCAGCAGAUGAAGCAUGAGCUUAGUUUCUGCAAAGGAUCCGCAAAGGAUAUUUUCGCUGAAGUCAACUUCAUGAAGACUCAUUCUGGACCAGCAGCCCCAGGCAAUCGCACCGCACGUCAAUCUGGAUAUGGAACACCGGAAGUCAACGCCGCUCCGAACCUUCAAUGCGAGGGAUGCUGCUUACCAGGACCACCAGGACCAGCCGGAGCUCCAGGAAAGCCAGGAAAGCCAGGACGCCCAGGAUCGCCAGGAGCUCCAGGAGUACCUGGAAAGCCGCCAACCGCGCCAUGCGAGCCAACCACUCCACCACCAUGCAAACCAUGCCCACAGGGACCACCUGGACCACACGGACCACCAGGAGCUCCAGGAGAUCCAGGAGAGGCUGGAACUCCAGGACGCCCAGGAACUGACGCGAUGCCAGGACUUCCAGGACCACGUGGGCCACCAGGACCAGCUGGAGAACCAGGACAACCAGGACCACAGGGAGACCCAGGAACUCCAGCGCAGUCGGAGCCGCUCGUCCCAGGAGCUCCAGGAGAGCCAGGAGAUGCCGGACCGGCUGGACCACCAGGACCACCAGGAGCUCCAGGAAACGACGGACCACCAGGACCACCGGGACCAAAGGGAGCUCCAGGACCAGACGGACCGCCAGGAACCGACGGACAAGCUGGACCACCAGGACCACCAGGACCAGCCGGAACUCCAGGAGAGAAGGGAAUCUGUCCAAAAUACUGCGCCUUGGACGGAGGAGUCUUUUUCGAAGACGGAACUCGCCGCUAA
Messenger RNA from Caenorhabditis bovis, 915 nucleotides. NCBI's taxonomy places the organism in Eukaryota, Metazoa, Nematoda, Chromadorea, Rhabditida, Rhabditidae. The record is from the annotation of a GenBank genome assembly.